This is a messenger RNA of Lytechinus variegatus (green sea urchin), 6219 nucleotides long. RefSeq names its product kinesin-like protein KIF20A. The record is from RefSeq and is a predicted model, not a curated record. Gene Ontology annotation, biological process: mitotic spindle assembly; microtubule-based movement. Gene Ontology annotation, molecular function: ATP binding; plus-end-directed microtubule motor activity; microtubule binding. The coding region runs from base 176 to 5134 and encodes 1652 amino acids. The transcript is spliced from 36 exons. NCBI's taxonomy places the organism in Eukaryota, Metazoa, Echinodermata, Echinoidea, Temnopleuroida, Toxopneustidae. Gene Ontology annotation, cellular component: nucleus; spindle microtubule.
CGACCAAUCACUUUGCCCGUUACUCAUCGCCGCAAUUAAUGACAACCCGGUGUUUUGAUUGGAUAAGGUACUCCGCGAGCGCUCGAACCCGUCAAAUUCGAAGAAUCGCCAAGUCCAAGACAAGUCAUUAGUUUAUAUCAUCUUAUAUGAAGCAGGGACGGACAUUAGCGGCAACAUGAGUGAUUUCCCAGCCUCCAGUAACUUCUCAGACACUGAGGAGGAUGUAGUUGAAGAGGAGGAAGAUCUGCUAGCCUUCCAGGAGAGCAUCAAAAAGGACCUCUUCACAGAAUUCACGUCGGCCACGCCCAUGAAGAUUGCCAGGGUUAGCGUCGCUCACAAUAGGGAACCGAUGAAGGUUUAUUUGAGAGUGAGGCCUUUCACUAAUGCUGAGGUUGAAGGAGGCGAGUCCCAGGAAUGCAUGGACCAGGAAAACAACACCACUCUUCUGAUGAGGGCUCCCAAGAACAGUUUUGCCUUUAAGAGCAGCCAGCGCGGCUUUGGAGAGAUGAACCACAAGUUCACCUUCUCCAAGAUCUUCAAUGAAGAUACCAGUCAGAAGACGUUCUUUGAUGAGACCAUGCUUGCAACCGUCAAAGACUUCAUCGAUGGCCACAACUGCCUGCUCUUCACCUAUGGUGUAACCAAUGCUGGAAAGACAUAUACCAUCCAAGGUGUUCCACAAGAUGGUGGGAUUUUACCCCGCUCCUUGGACGUCAUCUUCAACAGCAUUGAAGAUCGCCAGUACCUAUCAAACAGAGUGAAGCCUCGCUACUUCUGCGAUGUAGUAAAACUCUCUGAAAGGCAGCAGAAGAAGGAAGAAGAUGUCAAAUCAAAAGUGCUUGCUUUGGGCAGUAUCCCUUCCACUGGAGCAGGAGAUCAGACAACAAUGUUAGAAGGUGAGAGCAUGACAGAUGAUAGCCUGAAUACGGACAUAUCACAUGCAUCCUAUUCAGCCACCAAUGAUGAUUCCCAGGACUCCUCAAAGCUCUCAGAGAGUAAGAUGUCCACUACCAGAGAUAUUGAGGCUAUGGGCAACCAGACCUUCUUAGACGAGGUCAACGCACGCAUUCCGGAUGAUACCAUGGUCAACGUGGAUGCUCAGGGCCCAAUUAAGUUCAGUGUCUGGGUGUCCUUCGCCGAGAUCUACAACGAGUACAUGUACGAUCUCCUUGAACCCCUACCGAAGGAGAAGAAGAUUAGGCGACAGGCGCUCAAGCUUGCCGAAGAUAAAAAUGGGAGCAUCUAUAUCAAAGGACUGAAGCAGAUUCAAGUCAACUCUGCAGAUGAGGCUUACAGGAUUCUGAAGAUAGGACAGAGAAACCUCAGCAUUGCAGCAACCAAACUUAAUCAUUGCUCCAGCAGAAGUCACUGCAUCUUCAGUAUAAAGGUCCUGAGAGUAGUGGAUGUUGAUGAUCCUCAUGUUGCCAGAGUUAGCCACCUAUCAUUCUGCGAUCUUGCCGGAUCGGAACGUUACACCCGUACACAGAAUACAGGAGAACGUCUCAAAGAGGCGGGAAACAUCAACACUUCUCUCUUGACUCUAGGAAAGUGCAUCCAUGCACUUCGCUACAACCAAAACCAUCCAAAGGCGCAUCCUAAGAUCAUCCCAUUCCGUGAGAGCAAAUUAACAAGACUAUUUCAGAGUUUCUUCCUUGGGAAGGGCAAGGCCUCCAUGGUAGUCAAUGUUAAUCAAUGUGCAUCAGGCUUUGAUGAAACCAUGCAUGUUCUUAAAUUCUCGGCUAUCGCCAAACAGGUUACUACUGUCACCUCCAAGUUGGACAACAGAUGGAAGGAGCCUCCUCCAAAGAAAUCCAAGCGAUCUGUACGGAACGUCUCUCUUGCUCUCAACCAGGCCCUCGACUGCAAUGUUAAAGGUCAAAGGCCAUCGAUACCUUGGGCGACCCCUGGCACCAUCGCCCAGGUCAUGAAGGAGACGGGUCAUGUCACCUCUGUUGAGGAUACAGUCUUUGAAGUGGAUGAGGAGGAGGAGGAGGAAGAAGAAGAGGAAACUAUGGAAUCAGAGGUGGAGGAUACUCCUGUCGCUAAGAAGGAUCAGAAUGCUAUCAAGAUCCAGAAAGAGCUUCUUGCUGUGAUUGAGGUACUGAAGCAGAAGCUGGUUGAUGAGAAAGCAGAGAAGUUCUACUUGGAAACCAAGAUCAGGGAGGAAGUUUGCCAGGAAAUGGCUGAACAACUGGUAGAGAUCGAACAAGACUACAAUGAACGUCUCGAGGAAGAUAAGCAACGAGCCGAGGAGGUGUAUGAGAAACGUCUAGAGCUCUACGCCAGGUCCGUCAAGAAACCACAUAAGAGGGGGCAGAACGACAAUGAUGGGGCUGAUAUCCAGGUUUCCAGCUCCCUUCUUGCCGCUGAGCAAAACAGAGUCAAGGAUCGUGAUGCACAGAUAGAGUCAUUGAGGGCAGAACUAGAAUCAACUGAACAAUCUCUCAAAGAAUUCGAAGAUCGGAUGCACAAUGAAGUUACUGAACUGAAGAAAACGAUUGCAGAUCAAAAGACAUGCAUAGAAGAAAAUGAGGCCAAGUCUGCUGAGCAAGAGAAGACAUUCAUGGAAACUAAAGAAGCUCUUCAGAUUAAGAUCGAUGAAUUAACGAGAACCAUCGCAGAGCAGAAGCAUAGAUUGGUAGAACAAGAAAGAGAGAUUACCUCCCAUGAAGAAAUGAAGGGGGGUAAAGAUGUCCUUCAACAACAGAUUGCAGAGCUGAACGAGACUGUUGCCAAUCAAAGGAGAGAUCUUGAAGAAAAAGAAGAUUUGUUGAGUCGUCAAGAGAGCCGUCAUUCAGAAACAAUGGCAAAAAUGGACAACAGAAUUGAAGAACUGGACCACAUUGUUCAAGAGCAGAAGACGACAUAUUCACAGGCGAUAAAACGGAUAGACACGCACAAAGAGGAAGAAGCUGAAGUCAAAAAGACUUUACAAAACCAGAUUUCUGAGCUUGAGGGAAUAGUUGACGAGCAGAAGAAAUGUCUUGCAGAGAACGAAGAAAAAUUCAGUGCACAGGAGAAAGAUCAUACCCUCCGCAAAGAAACCAUGCAACAACAGAUUGCUGACCUAAACCAAGUGAUUCAAGAUCAGAAAAAUGAGCUUGCCGAAAGGGAGACACAAAUAAGUGCACAUGAGAAGGAUGAAAUGGAUGACAAAAAUGAACUUCAAAGAGAGAUUUCCGAGCUUAAGAAAGCAGUUGCUGAUCAACUGAAAUGCAUAGAUGAGGAAAAAGCUAAAUCUGGCACUCUUGAGAAAGAGAUGGUUGAGAGUAAUAAGGCACUGCAAACACAGAUAACUGAGCUUGAGGGAAUAGUUGAAGAGCAGAAGAAAUGUGUUGCAGAAAACGAAACGAGAUUCAGUGCACAGGAGAAAGAACAUACCCUCUGCAAAGAAACCUUGCAAACACAGAUUGAUGGCUUGAACAAGAAGCUGGAAGAACAGAAACUAAUGCUGUCACAGAAAGAGACAGAGGUAAGCGCACACGAGAAGGAACAAGCAGAGGACAGGGAGGCUCUACAAGAAAAGAUUGAUGAGCUUAAGACUGUUGUUGAUGUUCAGAAGGAUCAACUGUGUAAGAAAACUGACAUGAUAGACACAUUGGAGAAAGAGCUGGAAGCCAGGAAGAUUGUCCUCGCUGAAAAGGUUGGAGAAUUGACAAGUAUCAUAGAAAAACAGCAGUCUGAAAUAAAGAAGCAAGCAGAAUGCCUUGAUGUGAAGAAGAAAGAAAUGGAAGAGCUCACUCUACAGCAACACAAGGAUCUUGAGGAGCAUGAGACUCUAGUGCAUGAUCUAGAGGAGCGAAUGGAACUCCUCGGAGGAGCAGAGAAACAGCUCGCAGAUUCCAAGAAGGAGAUAGCUGAGCAAGAAAGUCAGAUAGCUGAUCUCUACAAGCAGCUGGAGGAGAGAGAAGCUAAGGUGAAGGAGACGGGAGAGACCAUGACAGCUCAGCUUUGUGCAGAAAUCAAGAUGCAUGAGGAAGCCCAGAAGGAAAUGCGUAACACCAUCCUCAAGAACACACAAAAUGAAACAGAAUCCAAGAAAGUUAUUGAGGACCAAGAGGCAUCUAUUGAAGAACUGAAGGGUGUCAUUGAGACCAAGGAGAAGCAAAUUGAAAAACUCAAAGAAUCCCUCAGUUCUAAAGAUGAAGAAAUCAAAGAAAUGGGUAUGAAACUUGAAGAAUCUUCCCAAAAAUCAUCCUCUGUUGAGGAGUCGCAGACACAGACAGAUCAGACGGAAUCUUCUUACUUCACCUCGUCCUCCGAGAAAAGCGAAGAUGAGCAAUCUCGCAAGAAGCUUACCGGGAUGCCGUCUACUACCUCCCUGGCCUCCACCAUCUCAACCACCAGCACUGAAGACGAUGAUAGUAUCAUCAUCAUCGAGCCUGAGGAUCAAGCGGGAUACAAGGCUGGUCGCCUGUCUAGAGUUGAGAUAGAUGCUACCCCCCUUCAGAAGAAGCCGUCUCGUAAGGGACGUGCUGCUAAGGUCACCAAGACAUCCCUAAGGUCAUCAAGAAAGAGAGGAGGAGGUGGAGACGAUGACCAGGACGUUGAGUGCUCCAAAAAGCUCAAAGGAGAUGAUGGUGUUGGUGUCAAACCAAAAGGUCGGCUGCGUCGUGCCACAAGGGCAUCAAGCAAGACUAGUCUCCAUGAGGAGAUUGAGAACCAACCAGAGGAUGGUAAGUCCCCUUCGACAUCAUCCCACUCGGAUAGCAGUCAAAGGAGAGGCCCAUUGGCUAGGAUCAAUGAAUACUUACAGAACUCUCCUAUUGGAAAGUCUGUUUAUGAUACUGUAGAAUCAUCAGCAUGCUUUGUAAAUUUAACUCCAUCUGUUGUCCGUCCAGCCAAACGACUGGUUGACACUGCUACAGGUGCUGGAUCACCGUCCACAGAGGUGGAGAAGCCCCCUUCCCCGUCCCCUCCCAAGGCCGUUGAGAUGGAUACAUUUGUCCCAUCCCUGGCUCCAGAGAGGCAGAAGAGAAAGAGGAAGCUCUACAAAACUGAUAUUUCUGCUCCAUUCGAAGCUUCCCCUCAUGAGAUGAUCAGCCGACAAUAUGUUGGCGAGGCCAAACCAUCAGAGGGCUCUACAGUUACCGUUAUCACACGAAAACUUCGCUCUCGAACCAAGAAAUACUAAACCAUUUAGUACUAUUCUUGUAUCAUGUGCCUUAAUAAUAAGGAAGCGAAAAUCUUAUCAGAGUGUGGAUUCAACGGUAUUAACAUUGUCUGUACAUUAAGACUACCGUGUACAAGGUUAUAAUGUCUGAUAUGAAUGCAUUAAGUGUGAAGCUCAUCGAUUGAACACCGAUUUCUGUUGUGUUUCUUUUCAUGUCCAUUUAUAUGUCCAACCUUUUGGAAUAUCUGCCGUAUUUCAAAGUACUUUUGCCUGUACACAGUAGUGACUAGUGAGGUCAACUGGAAUUUGGGAAGUGGCUUCAUCUGAGAUGGAUUUACACCAGCAGGUCCAUAGCAUGAUAGAAACAAGGCAUACAGAGCUGUAUAUUACAUGAUGAAUGUGUCAUUUUGUAAUUUGAAUAUUCAUGUUUAAAUUCAACAUCCAUUUUUAGGGCGUAUGUUUCAAUGUCAGGUUCUUAUCUCUGGUGUCUUUUUUUCCCCAUCUUUUCUAUGUUAAUUCACUUUUUUGUUGGCAUUGAAUAGUAUAUAUUGACAGAUUUGUGAGACUAUAAAUUGCAAUGGAUUGUCCCAGAAUACUCGUAUUGUUCGGUCAGUGGAAAUCUAAGCAAAGUCUGAAAAGAAGAAUUUUCAGAAAAUGCAGUCAAUAAGUGUUUUUUUACUGUGGAAUAAAUGAAUAAAAAAGGUAAACUCACAGAAACUUAAUGUAAAUAUGUUAUAUAUAUAUGAGUAGUUUGUAUUUAACCGAACUGAAAAAAAAACAAAUAUAAUAGAAAUGAGAUAUUUGGCGAAUACAUUGUUUUACAUGUGCCCCCUUCAUUCCUUCCAAACUUCUAAUAUUUUUUCAAAAACCUAAUAACUGAUCAAAAUUAUAUAGACAGGACUUUUCAGGUCUUGAGAACAUAGACAAUUUCUUUGUCAAGUUUGUGAAUAGUGAAUAUUGCAGCAUUUUUACAAUUGUUGUAAAGAUCUGAAUUCUCUUAUGUCUUUCUACACCUUUAAGAUAUUUUUAAAGGACAAGUCCACCCCAACAAAAAGUUGAUUCAAAUAAAAUGAGAAAAAUCCAACCAGCAGAACACUGAAAAUUUC